Lampris incognitus (smalleye Pacific opah) is the source of this 1777-nucleotide messenger RNA. RefSeq names its product SEC22 homolog B, vesicle trafficking protein b (gene sec22bb). The transcript has 5 exons. Gene Ontology annotation, molecular function: SNAP receptor activity. Gene Ontology annotation, biological process: retrograde vesicle-mediated transport, Golgi to endoplasmic reticulum; endoplasmic reticulum to Golgi vesicle-mediated transport; vesicle fusion with Golgi apparatus. Gene Ontology annotation, cellular component: ER to Golgi transport vesicle membrane; Golgi membrane; endoplasmic reticulum-Golgi intermediate compartment. The record is from RefSeq and is a predicted model, not a curated record. NCBI's taxonomy places the organism in Eukaryota, Metazoa, Chordata, Actinopteri, Lampriformes, Lampridae. The coding region runs from base 105 to 752 and encodes 215 amino acids.
CUCAGCGCGUCAGGACUGUGGUGUUGUCAAUCCACACAGCCUGUCAAAUAUCUCUGCAGCUACUUGUCGCCGUUGUUGGUCGUGAAAAGGAAAAGAGAAUAGAAAUGGUGUUGCUGACGAUGAUCGCUCGGCUGGCAGACGGACUGCCGCUGGCCGCUUCGAUGCAGGAAGACGAACAGUUGGGCAGGGACCUCCAGCAGUACCAGAGUCAAGCUAAGCAACUCUUCAGGAAGCUCAAUGAACAGAGUCCCACCCGCUGCACUUUAGAGGCUGGCUCCAUGGCCUUUCAUUAUGUUAUAGAGAAAGGGGUGUGCUACCUUGUGCUAUGCGAAGCAGGCUUUCCCAAGAAGCUGGCCUUUGCUUAUCUAGAAGACCUGCAGGCAGAGUUUCAUGAGCACCAUGGAAAGAAGGUCCCCACAGUGUCUCGGCCUUAUUCCUUCAUUGAGUUUGACACGUACAUCCAGAAGACCAAGAAGUCGUACAUUGACAGUCGUGCAAGAAGGAAUCUGGGCAGCAUCAACACAGAACUCCAGGAUGUGCAGAGGAUCAUGGUGGCUAAUAUAGAGGAAGUGCUGCAGAGAGGAGAGGCACUGUCUGCUCUGGACUCCAAGGCCAGCAACUUGUCCAGCCUGUCCAAGAAGUAUAGGAGCGAUGCCAAGUACCUGAACACCCGCUCCACCUAUGCCAAGCUGGCAGCCGGUGGCGUCUUCUUCAUCAUGCUCAUUGUCUAUGUACGCUUCUGGUGGCUCUGAGAAUGGAAAAAGGACGGGAGGGAUUGAACUAGCAAACGAGCACUACUCGGAGUCUGCCGGCGCUGAGAAGAGCUUUCGCCUUUGGCUAAAAAUAGAUCCCUGCUCUUGACAAAAAAAACUUUUAAAUUUAAACACGCAAACCACCCAUCAUCACUGUUCUCCUCUGUCCAUAGAUUUGUCAGCUGAUGACGAUAUAGGCUGUUAUGAUCCUGAGUUUUAUUAACACUUGCACAGUAGUGCUUUAGUGGUCACCCUGGACUUCUGAUUAGAGGAAGCGCGUGUGUGUUCAAGUGAAGGUGAUUGAGUGUGCGGCUGGUUGCUUUGUGUUUGAAUGUGGGCGUGAAGAAGAGAAAAAGUGCUUCCUUGUUUUGUGCAUUACCAAAUUCGUAUGAGAAUAGCUCUACUCUUGCUGAUUUAGUCAUAUAUAUAUAUAUACUAUAUAGAGAAGCAGAAAAAAGUAAGAAGACCAUUUUAUUGACUCUUAAGGACAUCGAAAGGGCUUUGGCGUGUACUAACACUACUAUUACAAUAUCUCGGCGGCUUCAUAAUCCAGGACAAAUCAUGUUCUGCGGUUACAAAUAAUUGGAAAAACAUCGAAGUGGGCUAAAUGUUUCUCUUGUGGCCAUUAGGUAGGCUCAGCAGCAAAUGAAGUAGGUUGACUAGUUUGUUUCACUGUUUUACAAAUAUCUCGGACUGUAGUCAUGCUCAGGCCUGACUCAGCGGUUAUUAUUUUAGCUGUCCAAGCAUGGUCUGUGACCCUUUAAUUCCAGCUGAACUGGGAGUGCAGCAUACUCCCUUCAUCUCCCUACACCGUGACUGAGUGGACCAACAGCUUUCGGCAGGCAUAGGCAACAGCUUAUGUUCGAUGGAGUUCUUUAAUGUUGAAUAUAGAAGGCUUCCUGUAAAAACUGAUUUGAGCUGAUAGUGAGGUUUGCAGGUUUUCGUAAGUAGCUGGCCUCUGCUAAUGGUUGAACAGGAGAGCUGUUUUAUGUUCUUUCGGCUAUGUAUGAAUAAAAUAAUUUGCA